Molecule: messenger RNA, 2009 nt
Organism: Colletes gigas
Lineage: Eukaryota; Metazoa; Arthropoda; Insecta; Hymenoptera; Colletidae
Product: sodium-coupled monocarboxylate transporter 1-like
Exons: 9
Coding region: 151-1923 (590 amino acids)
Biological process (GO): transmembrane transport; sodium ion transport
Cellular component (GO): membrane
Molecular function (GO): symporter activity
Source: RefSeq, a predicted model, not a curated record
GGAUACUUUUCUAAGCGUAAAACGAAAUCAUUGUAUCUUUCCGAUAAGAUUAAAUGUAUGUGGACAAUUUAAAAAUCCGUCGAACCAAUAGUUGACGAACGCGAAUGAGACUGCGACCGGGUAGCUCGAGAGAAACAGGAAACUGAGACAAUGGCGGAGAACGAGACGAGAUCAGAGCUACCUGGGCUCGAGCUGAAGCAACUCACGUUCGGAUGGACCGACUACGUCCUUUUCAGCAGUCUCCUAGGUAUCAGUGUCGCCAUAGGGAUCUAUUUCGGCUGUUUCGGCAAGAAACAGGACAACACCACCGAAUACUUACUCGGCGGUAAAACCAUGUCCUGUUUCCCCGUCAGCAUGAGUCUCAUCGCCAGUCACAUAUCCGCAAUUUCUCUGCUGGCCGUGCCAGUCGAAGUCUAUCAAUACGGCACGCAGUACGCAGCCUGCGUCUUCACGUCCAUCAUAUCGUGCAGCCUGAUCUCCCUCAUCUACUUGCCAGUAUUCUACCAGCUACAACUGAAGAGCACCUUCGAGUACCUGGAGCUGAGGUUCACGAGAUCAGUUCGAGUCCUGGCCUCGUUCCUCUACACCCUGUCCUUGCUCCUCUACGUUCCCCUCAUCAUCUACGUGCCAGCUCUAGCGUUCUCACAGGCAACGUCCAUCAACCUGCACCUGAUCACCCCGGUGAUCUGCAUCGUGUGCAUAUUCUACACGACCAUAGGUGGCCUGAAGGCGGUGGUCUGGGCGGACACCAUCCAGAUGACCAUAACCCUGGGCAGCCUCUUUGCAGUGUUCACUUUGGGCAUCCUGGCUGUGGGUGGAGUGCAGGAGAUCUGGAGGGUAGCCGAGGAGGGCCACAGAAUCGUCUUCUGGAACAUGGAUCCCAGCCCAUACGUGAGGAACUCCUUCUGGGCGAUGUCUAUGGGGAUGUCUAUGACCUGGCUGUCCAGCCUGGGGAUCAAUCAGAUGUCCAUGCAGAGAUUUCUGGCCGUUCCAAACAUCAGAGAAGCUCACAAGGCGAUAGGGUUCAUGGGGCUGUGUUUGAUACUUAUAAAGUGGGUGUCUGUCUUCACUGGGCUGAUUAUGUACGCCAGGUACCACAAGUGCGAUCCCAUAAAAUCUCACGUGAUCGCGAGGAGCGACCAAUUACUACCGUAUUAUGUGUUGGACGUUGCUGAGGAUGUUCCGGGACUUUCGGGUCUCUUUCUCGCUGGUCUCGUCAGCGCUGGCCUCUCCACAAUGAGCGCUAAUUUGAACACAGUCGCUGGCACAAUUUACGAGGAUUUCAUCGAUCCCUGGCUGCCCAACAGCAACGAUAAAGAGGCCAGAGCCGCGAAUAUCAUGAAAGGUACAGUGGUGGUGGCUGGCACAAUAUGCAUGGCGAUGGUGUUCAUCGUGGACCGUCUGAGCGACAUCUUCCAGCUCUCCAUGACCCUGCACGGGGUCACGGGCGGCGCCAUGCUGGGAAUUUUCACCCUAGGAAUGCUGAUACCCUGGGCCACCACGAAAGGCGCCAUAACCGGAGGAUUGCUCUCCAUGAUCUUCAUGGUUUGGGUGAUAUUGGGGGCGCAAGUGAACAUGGCGCAGAAACGAUUGGUCUACCCGCCUCUGCCCACCUCCACAGAGAAUUGCACCAACGUGGAGAGCCUGUUCAACGCGACGAUCGUCCAGAUCCCUACUUUACAGAGCCCAGAAGACAAACCAUUCAUCCUCUACACCAUAUCCUUCAUGUACUACACUUUAGUGGGAUUCCUCAUAGUGAUGGUGGUGGGCACUCUGGUCAGCUUGAUGUUCGGAGUGAAGGACCUAAAGGACGUCGACAGGAAUCACUUCCCACCCAUAGUGCAAAGAUUCCUGCCACCCAAAGAGUACAACGAGGUGCCCAUGUACGCGAUCCCCACGGAGAAAGAGAAGAUCAAUUCGUGAAUUUUUAUAUGCCUCGAGCACCAUAGGACGAUUAAAGAUCGAGUUGUUAAACGUUUACCAGUCAGAGUUCACUAGAUCAUCUCUCC